CACACGUGACACCUGAAACCGAGCAGCUGUUUACAUGAGAAGAGGAAGUAUCCAAAGAGCCUCGACAGCAGAUUUAUUCUUCUUUUGAAACUAAAAUGUCUUCUUAGCUCACAGUUAGACCUUUAAUCCGGUUUCUCCGGUCCCGGUUCACCGCGCGAAGAUGUUGGAGGUGGAUCAGCGGCUUCAGGCUGGAUCCACGGAGGUGGCUGUGAUCCCGGAGAAUCAGCACUGUGGUGAUGUAGCGGACAUACGGAAAGCCGAGCUUGCUCCUGGAGGCUCCCUGCUCGGAUGUCUGGGUGUCCGGGGGCAGCUGGUGGUGUGGGACCCGGCGGACAGAGAGGCUUCUCCGGCUGCAGUGGAGGGCAGCUAUCGAGAUUUUUCGUGGGAGGAGGUGUCCGUCCACUCUCGGGGAGUCGGCGGCUUCAGGCUGCUGGCUGUGGGAUCUCAGGGUGACCUGAAGCUGCUGGAGGUCAGGGCCGAGCGGUCGGCCUUCAUCUCCGUGCUCUGUGUGUGUGAGUGUCCUGCAGACCGGCUCCUGCAGACCGUUAGAGACCAGGACCCCGGUGUGAGCGAGCUGCAGGUGGUGCAGGUGCUGUCCUUUGUAACUGGCCGCUGCUGCGUUCUGCUGAACUCUGACUGGUUGCUGCAGCUACAGUGGCAGCAGGAGGAGGAGGAGCCUCAGACGUUAUCCUGCUGCAGAGUCCAGCUGGCCGACGGCGACUCGUGCUCUGCUGUCCAUCACUGCGUCUCCAUGGAAACCCUGUUUGCCCUCAGCUCCACUGGACUCAUAUCUGUGUGCAGCGUCUCUGAUGGCACUCUGCUGGCCAGCAUUAACCUGCCCGCCUACCUGAGCUCCAGCCCGGCAGAGGACGAGCUCACCUCCUUCCCCUUCUCCUCCUCUCCCUCCUUCUGCCUCCUCCAGGUGUCGGCUGAUCUGAGCACAGCCGUGGCCGUCACUCAGUCCCACGCCGCCGUCGCCGUCGACCUCAACCACUACUUCAGGAUGUUUCCGGACCACCUGCUGUGCGCCGCCCCCCGGCCACGCCCCCCUCUUCAGCCGCAGCACCCCAGAGACCAGGACAGCCUGUCGAGCUCCGGCUUCAGCAUCUCGGCCCUGGGAGCGACCUUCAGCGCCGACCGCUCCUGGGAGGCUCGUCUCACCUUCUUGUACAGCAGAGCACAACAGGCCACUGCUCCUUCCUCCUCUUCCUCCUCUUCAUCUCGGCCUCCCAGGACCUCCUCCUGGUUCUCCUCCCUCCCCCACCUGGACUCCCACCUGGCUCCAUCCUCGGCCCACAGCAGAGUGCCUCCAGGGGGGCUGACCGUCGCUUUCGCCGUCCCCGAAUCAUCCGCUUCAUCUCAGCUCACCGUCUCCGAGUUCUCCGCUCUGCUGACCUUCGUCCGCCCAGGAAACCAACAGACCACAGUGGCAUUGUGGGAUAUACGGGAGUACGGGAACGUGAGCUACCACCAGGCGGCGGGCGAGGCGGCGCCGGUUCAGCGCUGUGGAGAACGACAGCAUCGGCUGCUGCUGAAGAAGGCCGGUGUGUUCCAGGUCCUGUUCUCCGUGUCGCAGCAGGACUUGCUCAGCAGGUUGAUGUUGUUCGGCAGCGCGGCGACAGUGGACGCAGUCUGCCACCUGAACAGCUGGGGGCGCUGCUCCAUCCCCAUCCACGCCCUGCAGACUGGACUGAAGAACCGUCAGCUGGACACGGUCGAUUUCUACCUGAAGAGCAAAGAAAACGUCCUGAACCCUCCGGCGGCAGCGUUCAGCUCUGCUGAUCAUCCCGCCGCCUCCACACUGAGCCUCACAGACAGAGUGCAGGAGCUGUGUCCCGCCUUAGACCUGCUGUGUUCGGCCGUCAGAGACUCGAACAGCGAAGCUCAGAGCCGACAGUUCUCUGAGCAGCUGCUCAACAUCACCCUGAGCUUCGUGAACACGCAGAUCCGCUCCGUGCUGUCCAACACACACCACGAGGACUCGGCCAUGCAGAGCUGCAUAAAUGUUCUGGAUCGGUACGUCGCCGAGCUGAGGAGCUACAUGAAGAGAUUCCCCUGGGCUGCAGGACCCGAUGUGUCGGCUACCAGAGCUGCUGCUCCGGCCAAGGAGGAGGCUCAGCGGGACGAGUGGGAGCAGCUCUCAGCAGAGGAAAUGAUCCAUCAGUCCAUCCUGACCAAUCAGAUCCCCAGAGCUCAGGCGGUCCUGCGGAGCCAGAACCGGCCUGAACGUCGCCUGUCGGCUCUGAGGAGGGAGGGUCUGCGGCAGGUUUUCUCCUGCCUGCAGCGCCGAGACCUGGAGACCACCAACACGCUCCUCGCCAACAUGGGUUUCAGUGUGAAGCAGCAGCUCCACCUUAUCUGCCUCCACACGGAUGAUGAGGAGCUGAGGGAGCUGAUGGUGGAGGAGCUGUCCAGACGGAGUUACUUCCCAGAGGAGGAGAAGGAGAGUGUUGAGUUCAUCGGGGAGAUGGAGAAGCUGGGGUCGCAGCCGGCCGUCCGCUGCACAGGAAGUACCUCGAAUCAAGGAAUCCAAAAACUUCCUGGGACUGUUCGGAUGGCUCGUAAAGAGGGAGGUGGUGAGGAGGUUCUGAAAGAGCUGGAGGUGCAGAGGAGGCCUCGGGAAGAGGAGGAGGAGGAGGAGCGGGGGGGUCUCUGGAGGAAACUGAGACUGGACUGGGUGAAGAACUGGGACCAGAGCUGCCGGACAGCCGUCCUCCUGUCCAGACUGCAGUACGCAGAGCUCAGAGCCUGCGACGCUGCAGUGCUGUGGCGUUAUCUAACCGUCCUGCACGACCAGCGCCGCGUGGUUGACUGGAUCCAGAAUACGGAGACCUCUGGCGCCCCCCGGUGGCCGGACUUAACCCCAGAACUGGUGAACGACAGCACGGCCUGCAGCAGCUACAUGAGGGAGAACAUCCUGGACCUGCUGGCCAGGAGAGGCGUGUUCAUCCCGGACGAGCUGGCACACCUGGAGCAGCUGCUGUGGAGGCUGGCUCAGGGUGGAGGCGUGAUGGCUUCUUCUCCUCCCAUCCCUCAGUACCGCUCUCCCCUCGGGCUCGACCUCCACGGCGUCUUCAUCACCUUCUGUCUGGAGCACAACCUUCAGUACCUGCUCUACACCUACCUGGAGCACUACAGACUGACCCCCAGAAACUGCUCCCUCCUGAGCAGUCAGAGCCUCUCUGAGCGGCAGCCCUGGUUCGAAAUGCUGGUGCGGAUCCAGGAGAUCACCAGAGAUCUGUCAGAUCCAGGACUGGUGUUCCAGGCCAGUCUAACCAGUGCUCAGGUGUUAUUACCUGGCAGCCAGGCGUCUCUCAGCAGUCUGCUGUUAGAGGGUCACAGUCUGCUCACUCUGGCUGCCAUCAUGUUCGCCCCCGGAGGAAUCGACCAGGUGAUGGCUCAGGGUGAAAGGUCGGGCAGGUCGGAGAGGACGGUCGACCCACAGCUGCUGAAGAUGGCGCUGGCCCCGCAUCCCAAACUGAGGGCCGCCCUGUUCCCUGCCGUCCCCCGAGGAAACGGCCCGCCCUCCGACAUCUCCGUUUACCACCUGCUGCAGUCCCUCCACCCUCUGGACCCAUCCAGGCUGUUUGGCUGGCAGGCAGCAAACACACUCAACUCCACAGAAACGUCGGAGCUGCCUCACUUCUCCAGCCCUCACCUGGUCCAGAGGUUUGCUCUAAAAGAGAAUCUGGACUAUCUCUACUUCCUCCACCACGGUCGGCCAUCUUUCGCCUACGCCACCUUCCUCGUCCAGCAGCUGAGCGGCAGCGGAGACGUCAGGCUAACGUUGCAGGAGGCCUCGCGGCGAGCGUCCAGGUUGGCCCUGCAGCGUUUCAACAUGCCGUCUGUGGCGUCGGCCGCCAUUUGCUUCUGUGAGCUGCUGGGAGUCUGCAGCCUCAAGCUGAGGGUCGACAUCAGAGCCAUGAAUGCAAUCCUGCAGCACUGGAACCAACACAACACACACAGCAGCCCGACACAGCAUCUGCACACUCUGGUGUCUAAAGGCGUGAAGCUGGUGGAGGCGGAGCCUGGAGCAGCAGAGGAGUUGAUUGGUUACCUGGAAGCUGCAGUAACAGACAGUUUGGAGCAGAGAGGCAUCGGCAGGUCGUCGUACGAGGCGGCUCAGGAGUGGGCGCUGCCCGUUCAGUUCUGUCAGCUCCACAAUCUGCAGCUGAGCUCCGUUUACCCCGCCCACUGUGCCCAUGACGGACAGUUCAUCCACUUCCUGUUAUUUGUCCAACUGCACAACUUCCCGCCUCAGCAGGUGAGGUCGCUGGCGGCUCAGUUUGGCCCCACCCUCCAGGCCCACCUGAGCUUGGCAUUUCAGGACCUGCAGGUUUACUGUAAGCGGAAGAGCUGCGACUCUGAUGAGCAGCAAUCGGUUCUGAGAACUGAGGAGGCGGUCUCAGGGAGCCCAGAGCGCCCUGGGGAGAUGUUCCAGGUGCUCCUGCAGAGCCAGGAGGAGCCGGCGCCCUGCAGAUACCUCCUGCAGGAGGCGCUGGUGCAGCGCUGCCCGACACUGGCGGUACUGGCUGCCUGUGUGCAGGGAGCAGAGCUCCUGCCGUGCCUUUGUGUGUGGGUGCUGACCUCUGUCGAUGAUGUCACGGCCAAGGAAGCCACCUCCCACCUGGCUCAAGCGCCCCAGCAUCACGAAUGGACCCUGCACGACCUUUCCAUCAUCUGGAAGACGCUCCUGGGCCGGAGCCACGUGAGGCCCCUCCUGCGAGGCUUCGAGCUCUUCCAGAGGGACUGUCCUCUGGUGUUGGUGCUCAGGAUGUUUGAGCUGUGCUGCGACUUCAGAAACUUCGCCGAGGCCAAGUCGAAGCUGCUGGACUUCCAGCGGACGCUCAUCACUCUGAGAAAUGGUGGGCCUGCGCCGCCUGGUGGCCUCCCCCUGCAGUGGGUAGAGAGCCAGGCCUCGGUGCUGCUCCUCAUGAUGCUGCAGUGCUGCUCCUCCCAGUACGACCUCCACCGGCUGCUGCAGCUCCUCGCCGACGUCGACAAACUCCUCAAAUCCAAUGGUCCAGAUUUCAGGAAGCUGAGCCAGCUGAGUCAGUUGCUUCAGGGGUCAGAGGUCAGCCUAUCUCCCAGGCUCCUGCAGAGCAGUUCUCCCUCUGUCCAGCAGGAGGAGUUCCAGGCCACCGUGGACGCUCUGCAAGCGAGGGGGUGCUACAGCCAGGCGCGGCAGGUGUCCCAGCUGGCCGGCCUGCCUGUGCACCGUCUGCUGCUCAGCCAGCUCCUUCAGGAGGUGAGCUCUCAGAAGUCCAAGAGGCAGUGGGGCAGAUUGGAGACCCGCGUCGGCUUCUGGAAGAAAUGUCACGAGCAGCUGGAGGCCGACGGCACCGAUCCAGACCCCGCCUCCAAGUUCUUCCUGUCGCAGGCUGAGGCCGGCGAUCCAGGGUCUCUGGAGGCUCUGGAGGACCUGCUGGACAUCCAGGAGCGCUGCCUGCUGCUCGGGCUCGCCGCCCACUGGCUCUCCCGGAUCACCCCGGCUCCCGUGGACAAACUGGAGAGCCUGGAAAAAGAGCAGUGGCUCAGCCGGAUCCGCAAACACAUCCUUACCGUCACCAUGGAGAAGGAGAGCGUCUUUAAUCUGCCACCGCCGGCCGUCGCCCCUGAAAUGAAUACGCACGAGGCGCUGAUGAAGGAGUUCUCCUUCUCCCACAUAACACAGCUGAACACCGAGGGGUACCUCGGGCUGGAGGGACUGCCCGGUCCCUUAGACAAGCAGGAGGAGCCAAAUGCCGAGUCGGCACUGAGUCCAGAGGAGAGGAGCGUUCUAGCCGCUCUGAUUGGUCAGCUGUUAGACGACGGCAGCAUCCAUGAAGCCAGUCGAGUUUGCCGUUAUUUCUCCCUGUACCACCCGGACGUGUGGCUGGUGCUGCGCUGCAGAGGCCUGGCAUCUGGAGAGCUGAGCGACGAACCCCAAGAAGAUGCCUCUGAAGCUCCCGCGAGGGCGAGCAUCACGAGCUCUCCCUCAGUCAGCAGCCUGUCCUCCUUUGUGAUGCUCCCCCUCCCUGAAGACGAGGUCGCCAUCCAGCUCCAGAGACUGGUGGAUCAGUGUCGCCAUGGCAACAACUACUGCAAACAAGUCCUCAGCCUCUACCAGCUCUCCAAGGAGCUGCAGUGCUCCUUCAGCAGCAUCUGCAGGGAGGAGCCCUGCUCAGUGCUGGAGAAGCUGCUGCUGUCCGAGCAGCCGGAGCGCUUCAGGAAGGCUCGGGCCUUCGUCAAAGCUCAGGGUCUGUCUGCAGACGCCGUGGCCGAGCUCAUUUCCUCCGCUGUGGUUCAGGCACUGCUGGCCUUCACCCAGGAGCUGCAGCCAGUGGUGGAGAAGCACAUUUUCAGACCGUUGGAGGGCAGGGACGCGCUGGUGCAGCUGAUCAAACUAUGUGACGACCCGAACCUGGUGGGACUCAAACUGCUGGAGCACCUCAACUCUGUUCCUCUGAGGGACCUGAACUGCAUUGUGGAGCUGCUGAUUGUGGCGCACGACUGUUUCAGUGUCACCUGCAACAUGGAGGGGAUCGUGAGAGUGCUCCAAGCCGCCCGUCACCUCAGCCACACCUACCUGGCUCCAGGAGGGCACUACAGCCUGCUGGUCCGUCUGCUGACAGGUAUCAGCAGGUACAACGAGAUGACGUACGUCUUCGAUCUGCUGCAUCAGAACCACUGCUUCGAGAUGCUGCUGAGGAAGAAGGUGGACACAGACAGAGGACAGAGCUCCAGUCUGAAGUCGGCUCUGCUGGACUACAUAAAGCGCUGCCUCCCCGCAGACAGCGAGAAGUACAACAUGGUGGCACUGUGCUUCACCAUGAGGAGGGAGAUCGGAGAAAACCACGAAAUAGCUGCCAGGACGCAGCUGAAGAUGAUCGAGUCUCAGGCCUGGGUCAUCACGCCGGAGCUGAAGAGCUCAUUGGUCAAAGUGCUGGGUCUGCUGAAGGACGCGGCAGAGAGCUUCUCCAAGGAUUCGUGUGUGCGUCAGGCGACUCGCUGUGUCCGAACAGCUAAGCUGGUUGCUCUUCAGCUCCACUUCCUGAAUCAGGGAUCAGACCUGCGCAUCAUCAACCUGCGACCCGCUGAGCUGCUGAGCGCCGCCAUGGCGCUGCCGCGGUGCUACCAGGUGUUCGUGGUGUCGGAGGCAUACGGCUACAGUCCGGACUGGGCGGAGAUUCUGUACCAGAAGGUCGUCCUGAACGGAGACUUUGGUUACCUGGAAGAGCUCAAACGCCACCGCCCACUCACCUCCACCCUGUUUGAGGACAUUUUCAAAAAGCUGGAGGGCGCUCCCGGCAGCGUCACCUCCAACGUCAAGCGCCUGCUGACUUACUGCGAUGACGUGUACAGCCGCUACAGGCUGGCGUACCAGCAGAACCUGCACGACGUCACCAAGAUGCUGCUGCAGGACGCCAAGACGUCGAGCUACCUGAGCGACAGGCUGGGCAGCUGAUCAUUACCUGGCCACACCAUCAUCAUGAUCAAUAACGGCCAACGACAGGAAACACUGUGGAUGUACAGAAUGUGUUUGUAGAGAAAUACCGUGUCCUUCUCACCUGAUGGAUGAUUUCUUUCUCACAGGGUGACGAGGAUUUAGUUUUCUGGCUCAAAAGCUCAUCAGUGGUUAAAUAAGCACAAACUCUUUGUAGAAACACGUGAAAGUAAACAUUAAACAUGCUCUUUCAACUA
Molecule: messenger RNA, 7683 nt
Organism: Oreochromis niloticus (Nile tilapia)
Lineage: Eukaryota; Metazoa; Chordata; Actinopteri; Cichliformes; Cichlidae
Gene: spg11
Product: SPG11 vesicle trafficking associated, spatacsin
Exons: 40
Coding region: 161-7447 (2428 amino acids)
Biological process (GO): synaptic vesicle transport; axonogenesis; chemical synaptic transmission
Cellular component (GO): dendrite; synapse; axon
Source: RefSeq, a predicted model, not a curated record